Phlebotomus papatasi is the source of this 1322-nucleotide messenger RNA. Its product is annotated as alpha-2-macroglobulin receptor-associated protein. The record is from RefSeq and is a predicted model, not a curated record. Gene Ontology annotation, biological process: regulation of receptor-mediated endocytosis. Bases 142 to 1272 code for a protein of 376 amino acids. NCBI's taxonomy places the organism in Eukaryota, Metazoa, Arthropoda, Insecta, Diptera, Psychodidae. The transcript has 3 exons. Gene Ontology annotation, molecular function: heparin binding; low-density lipoprotein particle receptor binding; receptor antagonist activity. Gene Ontology annotation, cellular component: endoplasmic reticulum; endomembrane system.
AUACCAAACGAUUUCGUCUAAAAAAGUAAAAUGAGGUUAGCUUCGUGUCAAGAAAAUUGACCUCCACUCCGCGGUGAAUCUCUUCCUCCAGGAGCGUUCAGUACUUGUUCAUUGUUCAAGUGUGUUAAGUGUCAAGCAGAGAUGCCUAAAAUCCACUUGAUCAUCCUAGCAUUGCUGGCUUUUGCCUCCCUGUCCGCAGGGGACAAGGACAAGAAGCACAAGUCGCACAAGCCAGAAAACAAGUACUCCGCUGAGCUGAAUCUUCCGGAAAGUGAAAAAUACGACAUGCGGCAGAUUCAGCGUCCCUUCCGCAUGGCCAAGCUCAAUUUGGUGUGGACAAAGGCACAGCAAAGAUUAACUGAACCCAAAUUGAUAAGCCUGUACACUGAGCUGAAAAUCCAAGAUAAAGAGGAGAUUGCGUGGAAGCAGCUCAGUGGGCAGAACAAGGACAAGGAGGGAUUGAAGGAAGCUGAGCUGAGGAAGAAGCUGAUUGGGAUUAUGAGUACUUAUGGGCUUUUGGAGCAUUUCGAUGAGACUCAGAAUCCGGAGAAGUACAAGGAUUACAAAGCAUUCCAUGGGCCUGUGGACAAUUACAAGAACAAGAGUCUGUUUAAGGAUAAGAAGCUGAAUAGACUCUGGGAAAAGGCCGAAGUUGCUGGAUUUUCUCCGGAUGAACUGCAGGCUCUCAAGGAGGAAUUUAUGCACCACCAGGAGAAGGUGGAUUUGUAUUAUGAGCUGUUGGAUGAUGUCACAAAGAACCAGGGAAAGAGAGAUCAACACGUCAACGCGGUCAAUGAGGAUGAAAUUGAGAAAUUCAAUGAAAUUGGAACAGCUGAAGAUUUGGCAGACAGCAGAGCCCAGAAACACGAUGAAUACUACCAUGCAGCCAAUGAUCUGAGGGAAAAGCACCGGGCUGUUAGAGAUAGCUUCGAUCGACUGGAGAGAAUCACUGCCAAGGGACCAAAUAGCCAGGAUUUUGUGGAGCCAAAAGUGCAAGGAUUGUGGAAAGUAGCAGUUAACAGUGACUUCUCUCCCGAUGAACUUGCCUCCCUCAAAGUGGAGCUCCUCCAUCUGGAAUCGCGUCUCCUGAAACUGCGCCAUAUGAACGCCGAGCACGCGAUAUCCCUCGAAAAGUACAAGCAGUCCAGCAAGCAUCUCGACAAGCACGAGAAGAUCUCCAUGAUGGAGGACAACAUCAAGAAGCAAUCCCGCAAAGUGGAGAAGCUGCAUGAGGAUCUGGAGAAGAGGAUCUUCAAGCAUUCCGAACUCUAAAACUUUCCGGAAAGCAACAUAACCUCGAAUCUCUGCUGCGGUGCCAAAAA